Molecule: messenger RNA, 11734 nt
Organism: Mustela erminea (ermine)
Lineage: Eukaryota; Metazoa; Chordata; Mammalia; Carnivora; Mustelidae
Exons: 4
Coding region: 6448-7482 (344 amino acids)
Source: RefSeq, a predicted model, not a curated record
CUCUCUCUCAAAUAAAUAAAUUAAUUAAAAACAAACAGCAAUAACCAAGAUCAUUACAGAACCAGAGAGGAGCUGGGAAGGAAGGAGAUCACAGGGCCUUUGCACGGGCAGGUUCCUCUGCCCUGGAGUGUGUUUCCCACAGAGGCUCAUGGGUUGUGCCCAUCCCCUCCCUGCUCCCUCCCCUCACUCUGCGCCCUGCUUGCCUUCCCCCUCCGGAGCACCCUUCGGGGUUGGGCAUCUCAGUGUGUUUCUUUGUUUGUUCAUUUAAUGCAUGUCUCCCAUCUUGGACUGGGCGCUGGGGAGGAUCAGGAGCGCGUCUGACCCAUCUCUGAGCCGGCCGCGGUGCCAGGGCCAGGCCCGUGGAACAUAUGUAUUCUAAAGAAUGUAAAGGAAAUAAUCUUUCAAGCUGAGAAGUCACCUGAGGCAGCGUGGGGCGUGUCUUCAUGAGAAAUUUCAUGGGGGACAUGGGUACCUGCCCCGGGCACGGGACCCGCCAGCAGCAGACCUGCAAAAGGCCCUCAGAAAUCCAGACCCCGGGGAAAGGAGCAGAGCUGCCUCAUCUGGGGGCCAUGGGGACAAGGAGAAUCGACCCCUUCCCCGCCUCCAGACUCUCCUGGGUGAUCAGAGGCGUCCAUGGGAGUGUGGGAUGUGGACGUCUCCCACCAAGCUCCUCUGGGGACAGCCUCGCUCUUCUCCGAGGCCGUCCGCACUCAGUUUUGACCAUAUUUGCCUCAGAGCCAAGUGGCCACCCGGUGGGGCCGUGGUAUAAAUAUCAGUUUAUUUACUCUGUGUCCCAGUUAAGCAUGCUUCCGAGUAACGAAAGGCUUCCCUGUUUUUCUUGCAUACGUUUGGAAAUGCGGCCCCCGGGGUAGGAGAUAGUAGCACGGGGCUCAGCUGGGGAGAAGUUUGCUGGAGGUUCUAAACCACCUUCGUGGGCCGGCCUGGGGCUCUUCCUCCCAGGCCGCUCCGCACCGGCUUCCCUCCCGGAAAGGAAAACAGCAAAUUCUCGGUGACGUCGGACCUCCCGCCUGCCCCCUUGUGCUCAGGCCGCUGUGGGCGUUUGCCAACUUUCUGUAACUGUGCCCUCGCUUUCCUCUGGGGAAUCCGCCCUGGGCCCCGGCUGGUUCCAGAUCCUUCUGCCCUUUCUACAAAUGCCCAUGCCUCUUCUGGCCCAGGCACUGGGGGUGCAGCAGUAAAAAGAUAGGUGUAGCUACUGCCCUAAUAGGAGCUCGCCUUCUCAGGAGAACAAGCCAAGAAAUCACUGAGUUACAAAUUUGUGAAGGAAACAAACAGGGAAGUGGCUGGAGAAGAAUCAGGAAGGUCCAGGUCAGAGGUGGGUCCAGCAGACAGCUCACUGGACACAGGUCAUACACAGAGGCAACAGUGGGAAGAGCGGUUCGAAACAGUCACAGCAUGUGCAAAGGCCCUGAGGUUGGAUGUGCCCAGCCAGGCUGGAGGGUAGGGAGGCCUGCACAGCAAGAGCAUGGUCUGGGACCAGAGGCCGAGGUUGGCACAGCGGCUAGGGAACUGGGUAGGGAUGAAUGCAUUAAGCUGCUCCCCCCAGCCCCCACCAAAACAAAAACGGGCGCCCAGCGUGGCUUUGGCACAGCUUCCUAUGGGUUGGGGUUGGGAGCAAGGGGCCUGACGAGGAGCGCUCCCUUGCAUCUUUGCUCUCCCCCCUCCCCUGGGUACCAUUCCCCCAGCAUCUCCAUGUUUGCUGUGAUGGAGCCAAGAUGGUCGCCAGCAUGACUUCCGCUCUUGCUUCCGCCUGGCCGCCCAGAAUAGCGUUUGACAUCUCCCUGAGGUCCCCACCUGCCACCCCCAGCUGUCUCCGCCCUCCCUUCCUCCCUGAAGAGGAGGGGAAGCGCUGCUGGUCUUUGGCGGGGACGGGCCGCGGGGGUGGUUGGUUUAGUGGAUAGGAGGGCACACACGGGUCCCAAGGAGCGGCAAGCCCCAGCGCCCCAGCCUCCUUUGCACCCUGGGCCAACUGCGAGCCGGCACCUUCCUGCUGGGAAUAGUGGUGGCGUUUUCAUCAGGAUAGUUGCACAGCUUCUGUCCCCCAAUGUCUCGACUAAGCGUCGCAGAGGCGAGUAUGUCCCAUCCUGUCCCAUGCCCAGUUUUCUCCCUGGAAGCAUCUGGAACCUCCAGUUUGGACUCACGUGUAUUGUACCUGCUGGUCUCUCCAUGCUCGCCCAGAUCAAGGAGCCACACGCAACCUGUGAGGUGCCCUUCCCUGAAAUAUGCCUUGAAGGGCCAUACUUUUAAAAUUCAUUUUCCAAAUUCAGUGACCCGGCAAGAACCUGCCCCCUUACCCAGCCCUGUGGUUUCCUGGCUCCUUCUGGGGUGUCUACAGGGGCUCACGUAGGCCUCCGACCACGCUGAGAGAUUGUGGAGCCUUCCCUGUUCUUCUUCAGCUGUUCGUGCCAGCCCAGGCUCCUGGGAAAAGCUGCCUGCUGCCCUGUCCCCAGACACGAGGGCCAGUCCAGGUUUUGGCCUGCAGGGACUCCAGCCUGGGAGCUGCCCAGGGGCCUCAGGGCGAGGUUGAGGCUCCAUGACAACUUCACUAGUUCAACCCCUCCCUUCAAAUAAACACAUCGGCUGAGAAACACUGCAGAGAAGUGCUGAGUGCUCCCAGGUGAGCCUCUGUCUCAGGACCUUUGCAUGUGCUGUUCCCUUUACCUGGACUGCUCAUCCCCAGGUUCUUUCCAAGGCAGAGCUGGAUGGGUCUGGCCCUCAGUGGGGAUGCUGGAAAGUUCUCUGAGAUGCUUCCAAAUGUGGACCUGACAAGGGACAGUCGCAGAUGCCCCUUGAGAAACAUUCAAAGGAGGCCACCAAACCAUUCAUCCCUGAGGAAUUAAUAGCCAGCUGCUACACGGAAGAAUGCACAGACUUGUAGGCAAAGAAAGAAAUGCAGACAAAGCCCCUCUCCAUUUUGAUCAAAUUAUGAAACAGUUAUAAAGUGAUAAAACCCUGUGCUGGCAGGGAUGUGGAGAAAACGACACAUCAGCUUCGCUGUAAACACAUUCUGAUCUGGAAGGUCAAUCUCCGGUGCAAGGAACAAGUGCUGAGAAACCGCACAGGCCCUCUGACCCAGCGUUUUGUCCUUUGGCAACAUGUCUCGGUCCUCAGGGACAAAAACAUUUACAGUUGCCUUUUUUAAAAGUGCGGAGGGGUAGAAAAAACAAAGACCAAAAACCCCAGAUGCCCUCGGCUAACAUUUGUGGAGUGCUCACUCUGUAAGAAAAGCUGAACGUGUAUUUGUUCUUCAGUCCUCGGAGAGCUGUGUGUUUUCUGACCCCCGCUCCGCAAAGGAGGACCUGGGAGCACAUGGAGUCCGGCCCCGACUUUGUGGUCAUUCAGGUGCUCAGCGGCCAAGCUGAGGUUUGAGGACAGGCUGCCCUGUGUGCUAUGCGCUUCCCCCGCCCCCCACUCUGUGCAACUCAGAGAGGGAAGGCCCGACCCCACACUCCUGUUCUAUAGCCUGAAGGUUGACUUGUCCACCUAAGAGAAGGUGACAUGCAGCUCCGUGGGCGUGUGCUGUCACCAUGAGGCAAUCCAAAGGAUAAAAGGGCUUCUUUCUGCUUUUGCCGGGUGCUAACUGUGAGACAGCUGCCUGGCAGGCAUGCCCCGGCCUGUGGUUCUGGAAUGUGGGCGAGCCACCCUCCCGGAGACCUGCCGUUGGUGGUCGGUCUUGAGAUAGCUAGUCCCAGCCCACAGAGCCGGCCAGCAAACGCACUGUGUGUUUGCCCCGGGAACCAAGCCAGCACCCUUCACGCUGCCUUCAUGGGAGCGGAGCCCUGACCUAAAGCCUAGAACAUCUCAGGGCUACCCCGGGGGCAGGAAUGCUAGCGGCUGCCUGGUCAGAGGGGCUGGACGGAGGGCCGUAGUCCAGGCAACUCUGGCUUCAAGGAGAUCAUGACGUUUUAGAGAGGGGUCACAGGGCAGAGCUGGGAGAUCCUCCGUCUCUUGAGCAGGGCACAGGAGGGGACUCAGCUUGGUGGCACUUGAGAGGCUAGUGUGAGUGUUGACGUGUCUCAGACUCUCAAGGAACCGUGGCUCCUGUUCUUGGGGCCCGGCCUCCCUGUCUCUAAAGAACAGGCCAGUGCAGAUGGGUGUGUCAUAAACGUGGGCCCUGCGCUGCCGUGGGGUGGGCAGGCGCCCGGGGAGGUGGCCCUUCCCUUUCAGUGGCUUUCCUGUCCUUCUCAGUUUGGCUGGAAGCUCGGCGUGUCUCAGAGGCUGGCCCGCCCUUCCGAGCCCCCUUUAUGGCAGAGACAGAGAAGCCUCAGGCCCAGGGGCGGGGGCAGGCAACAGUAUUAUCUAUGGUUUGUCUCCACUGUGCUCAUUUUCAGGGCUAUCCUCUAUUAGAGGCAGGUGAUACUGGUUUCCCACUGACAUUGUUGAUAGAGAAUUUCCUUUUGAAAUAAACUUAUAUAGGAUAAAAAAAAAAAAAUAAGAAGAGCCAAAGUAAAUAUAAGUACAAAGCAGGUGGCAGGUCAGAGGCCGUGGUCAGAGCCCUAGAGCUGGUCUCAAGUUUGGGACCCGUGGGCCAUGGCCCUUCUUGGCCCCCAGCAAGAUCAGCCCCAAUAGUGUGGGUUUCACCAGCCUGGUCCCUCCUGGCCUCUCCUCGGUCCUCACCGUCUGGGGCCUGGGGUUUGCUCCCCACCUCCGCAGAGUGCUCUCUCCUGCAUGGGGCCUGGGUCGGAAGCAAAUGGUCCCAGGCUCAAAUCCUCGCUCGACAGUUAGCUGCUGUGUGACCUGGGGCAGCUGUCUCAGCCUCUCUGGGCUUGGGUCCUACUCUGCACAGAGUUAACAGCCCCUUCUUCCCAGGAUAGCACGAGAUUUCCAGGUGGUGACGGCUGGCUCAGAGCCUGGCCUUCAGCAAACCUCCCGCUAUUACCGGCUAUCCUUGCCUUCCCCUUCCAUAAACGGGCCAGCUGAGGUCCAGAAGAGGCUCAAGGCCCAGAGCCCCUAGAUUCAAAGGCGGCCUCCGUGCCUCUGAGUCUCCCCACUGCGGAGACGAGCCCGCCCUGCUUGGCCUGUUCCCGGGCCUGCUCCCGUGUUCUGCUUCCCUGGCAGGCAGCCCCAGCCCUCCCUUUGUCCUGCUGUCGCCGGCUGUCCCGGAGCAGGUGGCGUUGCCCCGGUGCCGGUGGGAGGCUGAGGCGGCGACACACGGGUUGCUAUUUGCUCUCCUCUCCACAGCCCCUUCCUGGCCUGGGCGGACAUGGGCGUGGGGCCAGGUAUGCGGGCGCGGCGGACCUGGAUGUCUCCCUUCCGGUCCAAGCUACCCAAGCCCCUGAGUGGGCCACCUGCAGGGCAAGUGAUGACCAUCUUGUGCCUGGACGGAGGGGUUUCCCGGGAAACAGGACCUGCGGUGCUGGACAGGGCAAGUCCCAGGCACAAGAGGGCACACUGUUCCCCGCUCUGCAAGAGGCCGUGCGUGGGGCGCAGUGGGCGGGAAGGCAGGUGGAAAGGGGACGGGGUCAGCCACGCCCAAGGACAUGGCACGGCUCCCCUCUGGCCCCGUGCCUCGCGGGGUGGGGGAAGGGAGGGGGGGCAGUCUGCACUGGCACUGGCUUUGACAUAGGCAGAGCCGAGGGAGGAAUUCCUGUCCUAUCCCAUAUUAAUGACACAGCACUUCAUUUCUGCUCUCAGAGCCUCAGUUCCUCAUCUGUAAAAUGGGGAUAAGGAUUCCACUACCAUCACAGGGAUGCUGGAGAAUCAGAUGAGAAAAUGAACAUACAGCACGUAGCCAAGUGUAGACAUCUCAUACAUGACAGCACAUAUGAUUAUAUUAGAUGUCUGCUUAAAAUGCAGCAUCCCGCUACUCUUGGAAUAAAGCCCAUCCCUGCUCCUGACAUGAAUCUUUGAAGCUCCUGGGAUUGUGACCUGUGCCUGCAUCUUCUGCCCCAGCCAUGUUGGCCUCCUGGCUGGCCUGGGCCUGACCAUGCUUCUCCCUGCCUCAGGGCCUUUGCACAUGCUAUUUCCUCUGCCUGCAACACCACCUCUGUUUUUCCCAGGACUGCUUCCUUCUCAACUUUAGGCCUCAAUUUAAAGAUUGUCUGCACAGAGAGACCUCGGUGUGCCUUACUUGACAGGAUGUUUGUUCUUUGGGGGACAAGGCAUUUCUUAGCGGCUUCACUGUGGUUGCCCCAAGCCUAGGUGGAUGCCUGGCCCAGAGCUGACCUCAGGGCGCAAUUGUGAACACACUUGUGAACAAUGCACACUGGCCUGUGCAGGCCCCCACAGGGUUGUAGGAAGAGCCCAGAGUCCUAAAUCCCUUUCCUUCUCUGAGUCCUUGGCUUCCUCAACGGUCAGCAGGGACGCCAGGAACAUCCAGCUCUUUGGGGCCCGAGAGGCCUGGAUGAAGUGACAAAGACGGACCUGUCCUUCCAUGGCAGCCACAUGCAGUAGAACCCCGAGGCCAGCAGCAACCCCCAUGGUGACCUCAUGGGCACCCUCUGUACCCACGUGCUUUCCUGCAUCCUCAGUUCAGGGGGAACGUGCCGCGCACACUCACUGCCGCUCCAGACACAGAGGCCCCAUCGGUGUGCUCCCUGCCCAAGGCCCCUGAGGGAGGCAGCCCCGAGCCCGCUGCCCGAGCUCACCGGCCUGGCGCACCACGUGCCCUCGGCCCUCCGGGACAGUCUUCUCGUGGAGACUCCAGAACAUUGUCAGAGCUGUCAAACAAUUUCCCUGCCAGGAUUUUACAAGAAUCCAAGGCCUCGCUGCCCGAUGCCAAACACCCUCUUAAGACAAUACGUCCGGGGCCUGUGGGCCCGUCCGAGCACCGCUGCCUCGCCUCGGCCAUAUAUAGGCAAAAGCUGGGGAAUCCCUCUCCCAUCCCCUGGGCUGCGAUCCCAGGGAGGCCGCCACAGCCCGGGCGGGACCCUGGGGAUCUCGCGCGUCCCAGACCGCCCACCUCCAGCCCAGGGGGCCUGGGGAGGAGGACAGGUGGGCGGGAGCAGGCGGUGGUGCCCCGGCAGCUGCAGCCCGAGUGGCAGGACCAUUGCAGGCUCUGACCAAAUAAGGCCUGGGCAGCGGGGCCUGGCCAGGCUCACGGGCGGCGGGCUUGUCUGCUCCCCGCUUCCUCCCACCGCACUGUCCUGCCCGCUGAGCCUGAGGCAGCGAGCAGAGCCAGUGGGCCAUUCAGCACCCCCGGGAGAGGAGCCUCCGUUUGGGAUCCUUGGAAUGUUCUGUUUGGAACCUUCAGGAGCCCCAUUUAGAACCUUGAGAGUCAAGAUUCCCCGAAUUCCUGCUGCAGCCACGGAGCCCCUGCUGGGCCCGAGGGAGCCCCUGCUGGGCCCGAGGGAGCCCCUGCUGGCCUGCCUUCCCGCAGUGCACGUGUGUCCCUGUCCUGGCCCCUGUGGUGUUCACUGGUUCAUGGCCCCUGUGGGUCACCAGUCACGCCUUGCAGCCCUUCCUGGUGCCUGGUCUGUGAGGUCAAAGGGUGAGGCCAGCCAAGGGGCUGGGGCGGGGGCCUAGGGACUCUGGAGCAAAGGGACCCUGCCCCACCCGUGCCCGUGGUGAGGUGGGGGUGUGAGCCGUUGGGGGGCAGGGUGGACCUCCAUCCCUGUGAACCAGCUUGAGCAGUCCCCUGGGCCACAAGACCCCUGCAGGCAGGGACCUGGAAGAAGGGAUAAGUCCGCUGGGGGGCAGCGGGGUGGGCGGCGGCAAGGGGACAAUGAGGCUUGUCGUACUUCAGGAGCCACCGAGGAGCGCCUGAGUCUUCCUGCCAAGGCUCCCUGCCUUGGCAAGCAGCUUCUCUUCUUGGAACCUCAGCGUCUCAUCCUUAAAAUGGUAUAAUACAAACCCGACCUGGGUUUGGCUGCGGGGAUUCGAUGGGAUAAGGUGCCGAGGGCUCGAAGGGGAUCCUGGGCCAGGGAGGGGGUGCCUCCUUUCCUGGGAGAUUGGGGGAGGCGGGGGCUCUCCCUCUGUCCCGGACGCCCCCUCCCCAGCUUUGUGAGGCCAUCCCUGGUUUCUCAGUAGCCUGGGCGGGCUGGAGAGGCGCUUUACGGUCUCCGGAGCAGGAAGCCUGUGGCUCGGCGUGGCCAGCUGCUGCGUGUGUGAGCACACGUGAGUGCAGGCGAACGUGUGUGAGCCUCCAUGAGCCCAGCUGUGCAAGCAAGGAUGUCUGCGGAAGGCUGGGCACCUGGGGCCCUAGUGUGGCCACGAGGAGGCCAGGGAUAGUGACCGUUUCUCCACCGCCUCUCCGGAGGCAGAUGUCUCUCCGGAGGACCUGAGCAUCUCAGGGACCCAGGGCUCACCUGCUGGGCCCUCAGAACCCCUCUUCCAGGAUUGGCUACAGAAUUGGGGGCCCAGAAACUGUGCAGCCACUAUUCAGAGAGUAGCAAGACUUACAAGAUGGCAACAGCAGAGCAUUAAACCAAGCAUGGGGCCCUUCUGAGCAUGGGGGACCCUGCAUGAGUCCUGGGGCCCUGUGCCCUCCCUCUCCCCAGCAGCUUGGGUGUGUGGCCUGGGCUGGGUCCACUGGACACUUCAGCCUAGCCGUGGCGGUCGGGUCAGCAGGAAGGGUCUGUAAAGUCUCUGAAAGUGAAAGUGACCCUGUCCCCGCAGUCAUGGCCAGGAGAUCCGCCCCAAAUAAACAUGCUCUCCCCACAGCUCUCUUCAAGCCCAGAGUAAGCUCUGCUCCCACAGACCGGAGGCGAGCGUGUGCGGCUCCUGCUGCGAGCCAGCCUGGCGGGGGCUGGCCGGGACGCUGCAGACAAGGCUGUCUGUGAGCUUCUCACCCCCGGGGUGGCCAGGAGGGCCUCUGCUGGACGGGGCAGCCUGGCAGAGCUGCGGAGCCCUGGAGGUGGAGGGCAGGGAGGGCACCAGACGUCCCGAGAGCCCAGAGCUUCUCCUUGGUGCAGUAAAAGGGGGCUACCCCCUGGAGGCUCCUGCAAGGGGCUUGGGGCUUGCCCCCUUUGAUGCUGGCCGUGGGGGGACAGGGGACGCCCCCACCUCUCUGGAAAGUUCUCUAUGAUCUCCAGAGCCCACCCACCUGCCACUUGAAGGCGCUCACUGGGAACUGGUGGCUGCUCUGUUGGAACCACAGGGAUUCCACUCAGAACCUUCUGGAUGGCCCUCUCAGGGUAGGCAGUGGGCUGGCUCGUUCACCAGCAUCUCUCAGAGCCUGGCAAGACAUUGGCACAGAAGGGAAGAGCCAUCAGCUUCCUGUGGGGGUGGAGGAAAGUGGAAUGUUUCUCAGCCAAGAGCGUAGAACCAGGAGUUGGUGUUCGACGCCCUCCCCUGAGGCUGGGAUCGUACCCCACGUGGCUUCUACUCCUUCCACGUUUCAUUUAAUGGAAAACUUCUCAUGCACUUGCCUAUUUUUUGAUGUAGGAUGAGCCGUGCGCCCGGUGGCUCUCUUGCCUUCUGCGAUUUCUUUCUUUAAAGUGGGGAGAGAAGAAAUAGGCUCCCGGAGACAAUCGACCCAGAGCUUCUGGGCAGACUUCUGUGCUCUAAAGUAAACUUGUCUUUUCAAUUAAUGAAUCAACAAAGAUUUAUUUGGCACCGACGGCAUGCCACGGCCAGCACUAGAUACCAAGAAAUUGGAUGAAAAAUGAGCUGAGGAAAAUCCUGCACAAGGACAGCUAGGUUGGUCUCCUGUGUAAUUUACAGAGGCAGAGUCCAAAGCUCAGAGAGGUUGUGUGUUAGCUAAGGCCACACAGCGUGUGCAUGAUGGUCUCUGGAUGGCAAGCAUGUUGAGCUGGAGAAAUCAGCUAGGAGAGGCAGGAAAAUAGGCAGUCAUCGGUGUUUAGGACUCAGGUUUUGGUGUCAGAGAAACUGGGAUCAAACCCUGCCUCUGGGACCAUGCAUCCACCCAAGCCUGGGUUCCCUCACCCUCCAAGGGUUGUGCUUUGCUACAUGCUAAGGCUAGCCUACCUCUUAGAGUCUCAGUUGUUCAUCUGUAAUACGGGAAUGAUAAGAAACCUGCUCAUUCCUUUGGUCCCUCAACAAACAUUUAUUGAGCACCUACUAUGUGCCACACAGUGUUCUAGGCGCUGGGAUACAGCCGUGAAGCCAACAGCCCCCAGGGCUUGUUUUGAGAGUUAACAGAGGUAGGAGGGUGACAGCGUGCCUGCCCAGGCUCCCUCUGUGAGCUGGAUGUGGGGCAAGUCCCAGCAGUGGGGUCAGACUGCAAGUGGAAUUCAGCAAGACAGGCCCUGGUUCUGAACCUGCCGGGGAGCCAGGCCAGGGGCCCAAGGGGAGCAGGGAGAGGACUGGGGGCCAGAAGGAGGGCAAGGAUGAGGGAGAGGAAGAGAGGCGGGGUCGCCGUCACCGCCACCCUUCUCUAGGGAGGAAUGGCAGCUGCCGGACACUGGCUCAUUGGCCCGUCCCUGUGCUCAGCUCCGCACGCGCACAUCUUGUGGGCCCUGACCACUGCCCCGUGAGGCACGGGCCCCAUGUGGCCAAGGCAGCUGAGGCUCAUGGGAUGAAGUCACAGCUUUAGAGGACGGAGCCUGGGUGGCCUCCCUCCACAGCCUGAUCUUUUAUUUAUGAAGGUGAUGACACAGGGAGAGAGAAGCAGAAGGGAAGGGAGGGACUUGACAAGAAGGCCAGCUGACCUCCUUGCUCUGGAGUACUCUCCGGGCCCUGCCUCGACUUCCCCGAGGAGAGGGCCCGGCUCCCCAUCUAUGCCUCCUGGAGGAGUUUGCUCCCAGGACUCAGGCUCUGCCCAGCCCACAGGCAGGUUUUGGGCCUGGCCCAGGACUCUGCCGGGCGCGCGGCAGGUGUUCAUCUCCCCAGAACAUGGUGCCCCACCUUGGGGUUCAUUCUCCGUAGCGGGGAACCUGGCCUCUCUGGGAGCCCACGGAGGCUAUUUUUAGAGCUUACAGCUGGUUUUUAUCACAGCGGCUGAUAUGUACGUGUAGAAACCCUGGGCUCGUUCUGCCAACACUCUGAACGGACUUCGGAAAUGAGCAGGGUUGGUGUUGAUCAAAUGGGAGCUCGGGGGAACCACAGGCUGACGCAAGUGCCCCAUCCCUGCUGGAUUCUGGGGAGAGAAGGAGGCAAAAGAGCCAGACCCAGCCAGGAGGUCUCAAGGUGGGUGACAGCGGGGAUUAUAUAUCUUCCAAAGAAGGUGUACAUGACAUUGCGGAAGCCAGAGUGGGAUUUUUAGCAGCUUUGGGCUUUGUUGCUUAUUCUCCUUCUGGGAGGUAGCUGAAUAUAGGGGUCGAGAGCACGGGUUGUGGAGUCCAGUGAGCCUGGCUUCGUAUGAUUAUAAGUGUAUCAUCUAGCUGUUGCUGUGUGACAAAUGACCCUUAAACUUAGUUGCUUAAAACAACACGAUUUGGGGACUCAGCAACUUAGCUUAACCAUCCCCUGGAUGGUCCUCAGGUCUGAGUUGGGAUCCUUCAUGCGUUUGUGGUCAGCUGCUGGGUCAGCUGGAGGUGCUGUUUCUGGGGAGCAGCUGGCUAUCAUCCAGGUGAUGGAGACAACUGGGUAGCGUGUCUCUCAUUCUCUGACAGUCUUAUUCUCCUGAUGGAGGCAGGAGUCAAAGACAGAGAGAGAGAGACAGAGAGAGAGAGAGAGACAGAGAGAGAAAGAGAGAGAGAGCAGAAGCAUGUAAGGCUGUUUGAGCCUAAGCUAAGGUAUGGUAAAAAGUCAUUUCCAGCAAAUCUGGGAUCCAAAGCAAAUCACAAGACCAACCCAGAUUCUAGAGGUGGGGAAGUAAACACAACCCCCCCCCUUUUUUUUUUUUAAAGAUUUUAUUUAUUUAUUUGACAGACAG